GUGAACAUUACUAGUGUAAACGGUGUUUUUAUGAGGGUUAAUCUGUGAUCAAGCCCUGAUAUUGUUAAUAAUAAUUUGAAAAGAACAGUUUUGUUAAAAAAAAGUAAUCUGUAAAAAUGAAAUAUUUCUACACAUUAUGCCUACUUUUGGCACUCAGCUGUCGAACGUGGGCGCAGUACUAUUAUGAACCUGUAUCAAACUAUCUCGAUACUCAGCAGCAGCAGCAGCCGCAGCAACAGGGCAAUGGCUAUGUGUACAAUCCACCACAAAAGGCAUUUGAGUAUCCUCAGAAACCUGGCUACUCCUAUCCAGCACCACAGAAACCCUUUGAAUUGCCCACCAAGGGUUAUUCAUACCCAAAGCCUCAAAAACCAUUCGAACCAGCACCCACCAAAGGUUACUCGUAUCCACAGCCUAAACAACCCUUGGAAUAUCCCAAGCCAUCACCCGCCAAACCUGGCUAUUCAUAUCCACAACCGACAGUGAAAUUUGAUUUACCCACUAGACCCACUCAGAGGCCAGCCCCACAAACAACCAAAACGGGCUAUUCAUAUCCACAGCCGACAGUGAAAUUUGAGUUGCCCUCCAAACCGGGUUAUACUUACCCUACACCAGCUGUUAAGUUUGAUUUGCCUACUCAAACCACCAAAUCGGGUUACAACUAUCCUAAACCUGAAGUGAAAUUCGAAUAUACCACCUCAACUACUAGAAGACCCACACCCGCUCCACAAAAACCUGGAUACUCUUAUCCCACACCAGCUGUCAAGUUCGAAUUGCCUACACAAAAAACUGGCUACUCUUACCCCACUCCUGCACAAAAAUUCGAGUUACCCACUCAACCUCCACAGAAGUCUGGUUAUUCUUAUCCUACACCCGCUCAAAAAUUCGAGUUGCCUACACAGAAAACCGGUUACUCUUAUCCCACACCACAAGUGAAAUUCGAAUAUACCACCCCAACUACCAGGAGACCUACACCAGCACCCCAAAAACCCGGUUAUUCUUACCCUGCACCCACAGUUAAAUUCGAAUUGCCCACACAAAAGACCGGCUAUUCGUAUCCUACACCAGCAGUGAAAUUCGAAAUACCCACCCAGCCACCUCAAAAGACUGGUUACUCGUAUCCCACACCUGCCCAAAAAUUCGAAUUGCCAACUCAGCCACCUCAAAAGCCUGGCUACUCUUAUCCCACACCAGCUGUUAAGUUUGAAUAUACCACCACCAGACGGCCAACACCAGCUCCCCAAAAGCCUGGCUAUUCUUAUCCUACGCCAACUGUUAAAUUCGAAUUGCCUACCCAGAAAACCGGUUACUCUUAUCCAACACCAGCUGUGAAAUUUGAAAUACCCACACAGCCACCCCAAAAAUCGGGCUACUCUUAUCCUACACCCGCCCAAAAAUUCGAUUUACCCACUAAACCAACACAAAAGACAGGCUAUUCUUAUCCUACACCCGCCCAAAAAUUCGAUUUACCCACUAAACCCACCCAAAAGACCGGUUACUCGUAUCCCACACCAGCUGUAAAAUUCGAAAUUCCCACACAACCACCCCAAAAGUCUGGAUACUCCUAUCCCACUCCUGCACAAAAAUUCGAUUUACCCACUAAACCUACACAAAAGACCGGUUACAACUACCCCACUCCUGUCCAAAAAUUCGAGUUACCCACCCAACCUCCACUGAAGUCUGGUUAUUCCUAUCCCACACCCGCCCAAAAAUUCGAUUUACCCACCCAGCCUCCUCAAAAGACCAGCGGUUACUCUUAUCCCACACCCGAAGUAAAACUCUCCUACCCCACACCCGUGCGAAAUGGUUACUCGUAUCCCAAACCUGCGCUGCAAUUUCAAUAUUAAUGUGAUUUUAUCUCCCCCCACACUAACUUAAUCUGUUCAUUAGUUUAAUUCUCAUAGUGUUGUUAAGUUUGCGAGUCUCUCUACAAAUAAUCAAACAAUUAAUUAACAAAAAAAAACGAAUCAUAGUCAUUAUUACUUAAAUUAUAAAUACAAAAAUCUUAAAAAGAAACUUGAAGCAAAUAA
Molecule: messenger RNA, 2030 nt
Organism: Calliphora vicina (urban bluebottle blowfly)
Lineage: Eukaryota; Metazoa; Arthropoda; Insecta; Diptera; Calliphoridae
Product: zonadhesin
Exons: 2
Coding region: 117-1847 (576 amino acids)
Source: RefSeq, a predicted model, not a curated record